CGUGCUUCUUGAACAAGCUCACAUCGUGUCUUACAGGUAUCGACACUGGAACAACAGUUCUCAUGGCAGGUGUCUGCUUUUACACUUUCAGCUCCUGGGUUUGCUCUUUAAGUCUUCAGCCGACCUCUCUUUCUCUACAGCUCUUCAGACCACUCCAUGGAGAUUGAUUUCUGGGAUCUUAGCAGUAACGUGCCUUGUGUUGAUGGCUGUUUUGGGAAUAUUGUUGAAAAACUCAUUUCUUAAACAAAGUAUUCGGCCAACAUCAUCACCAGGAGGAACCACAGAAGCCCAGGAAGGCUUUGACUGCUGUUCUUGUCAAGAAAAGUGGAUUGGGUACCGAUGCAACUGUUACUUCAUUUCUAAUGAAAAAAAAACUUGGGCAGAAAGCAGAGAUUUCUGUACCUCUCAGAAUUCCAGUCUGCUUCACUUGCAAAACAAAGAUGAAUUGAAUUUCAUGAUCUCCUCUGCAGCUUUUUACUGGACUGGACUGUCUUACAGUGAAGAAAGUGGUGCCUGGUUGUGGGAGGAUGGCUCUGCUCUCUCCCCAGAUCUAUUUUUGUACCUUCCAUUCACAAAUACACGGAACUGCCUAUUGUAUAGCAGCCUCGGUGUUCUGCAUGAAGCCUGUGAAAGAAAACAUUGUUAUAUCUAUUCCAAUCCUCCAGCUCAAUUCCGUGAUCCAACAACGUGCUUCUUGAACAAGCUUACAUCGUGUCUUACUGGUAUCGACACUGGAACAACAGUUCUCAUGGCAGUCAUCACCCGACCUCUCUUUCUCUACAGCUUUUCAGACCACUCCAUGGAGGUUGAUUUCUGGGAUCUUAGCAGUAACGUGCCUUGUGUUGAUGGCUAA
This is a messenger RNA of Hipposideros armiger (great roundleaf bat), 853 nucleotides long. Its product is annotated as natural killer cells antigen CD94-like. The coding region runs from base 203 to 853 and encodes 216 amino acids. Gene Ontology annotation, biological process: positive regulation of natural killer cell mediated cytotoxicity; stimulatory C-type lectin receptor signaling pathway. The transcript is spliced from 8 exons. Lineage: Eukaryota; Metazoa; Chordata; Mammalia; Chiroptera; Hipposideridae. The record is from RefSeq and is a predicted model, not a curated record.